AUGACGCGAACGGAGCCCGCAACCAACAACACUUCCUGGGAGAGCAAGAGUAUGGCAGUCAUGGACGACGGUCAACGAAUUGAUGCGAUCGGCCAAGAGUCUCGCCCCAGAGGACGAAUCCGUCGAUCAAUGACUGCAUGCAAUACCUGCCGUAAGCUAAAGACACGAUGUGAUCUGGACCCGCGUGGACAUGCUUGUCGUCGUUGUCUUUCUCUGAGACUCGAUUGCGAACUGCCCGAGACACAAGACCGGUUCCAGGACAAUGUGUCGACAUGGUCCGACGCCAAUACGGCAAUUCCUUCGAUCGAGGAGCGUCUCGUGUCCUUGGAGCGUGGCAUGGGAGAGAUGAUCCAUUUGAUGCGUCAGAUGGUCAAUCAGCCAUCACCAGUCGCCGGUAGUCCUCCCUCGCUCACGACAGCUCGCAGUGUGGAUGAAACUGCCUCCAACGACGGAUGGACGGCCUCUUCUUUUACGCUGAAGCCGAUGCAAUUCAUUCGUGAUUUGCAGGUGGAGUGCUUCCGGGAUCAGCUUUCCACAGAAGCAGAUCUGCUGGGCGACGUGGUAUCGCAAGGGAUCAUUGAUACCAAACUGUCUCUCAAAUUGAUCGACUUAUUCAUUGAGUAUUUCGGUGCAGCAUGGAGUGACCAAGAUCUUGUGGAGACGAUCCUCCUUGACGGUGGAUCUCCUUCAAGCAUUGGCUUUGCUAUGCCUCUACCCUACCUCUGGCCACAAGGAGGGUUUCAUGGACGGCUGGUUGUUGAGCGGGAUCUCAAUCAAUCAUGCCUUGACUGCUUUCAACUUCCUCGGGGGUCGCCAACCAAAAGCAUCCUGAGCGAUGAGGCGCUCACGCAAAUGCGCCUUUGGAAUACAUUCUGCUUGACGCAUCUACAUGCCGCUCUGGGGUACGGUAGAUCAGUGAAUGUCCAGCAACAUCACCUCGAUCAAUGCACUCGCAUCUUGGAUAAUCCAAGGGCAACUCCCGAAGAUGGACGAAUUGUUGCCGAAAUCAAGCUGUACAGGAUUGCGUUGCGAACUCAACAUAACAUUCAACGUCUCCGGUACACCGAGGGCGAGUUUGAAGAAAUUGAACGCUGGAAGAUGGAGUGGGCUCACCUCAUCGGUAUGAACGAACCUGACCCACCCCCUAUAAGCCACACCGGCGCUUCGCUAACCCGGAAUCACGAAAUUCCUGUAGCAAAUGACGGUCCUUCCACAUUAGAGCUCAGUAUCUGGUUCUGCCAACUCAUCCUCUACCGUACUGCAUCUCGCCUCCAAUCCGACUCCGACAGAGUCAUUGCCGAGAUCUGCAACAACGCCCGCCUGAUCAUCUCGCGCUCCCUUCAAACCCGCUUCUCCGCCGCCCCCGGCCUGAUCGACAACGUCUACUACACCCUCGGAUACGCAGCUCUCACUCUCUGCGACUACACCCCAUCCGAUCCCCUGAUCGACCAAGUCCGGGCAUUCCUGCUCCACCUCGCACCAAGCAGCGAUCACCUCGCAUACCGCAUCGCCUGCAUUGUCGGCGAAGUGCAGCGCAGAUACUCCGAAGCCGCCAGUGUAGGCCAAGCCUCGCCAGGCUCGGAUGCAAUGAAAGCCGCACCGUUGUUUGUCGUGCCCUCGUCCCGGUCGAAUAGCAUGGACAUGAGCGGGUUGAUGCCCGCCUCCGGAAUGGACCCCUUAGUGGAAGGGUACGGAUGCUUUGAGCAAUUGAUUCCGAAUAAUUAUGUUUCGACGCAGACGUCCUUUUCGGCUCCGGCGAUUUUCCAACAUCAUUCUGCGCCGGUGACGGGCGGCGCAAUGCCAAUUGGCCUGGUUCCACGGGCUCUGCAUGAUCUCUGA
Molecule: messenger RNA, 1839 nt
Organism: Penicillium diatomitis
Lineage: Eukaryota; Fungi; Ascomycota; Eurotiomycetes; Eurotiales; Aspergillaceae
Product: Zn(II)2Cys6 transcription factor domain-containing protein
Exons: 5
Coding region: 1-1839 (612 amino acids)
Biological process (GO): regulation of DNA-templated transcription
Cellular component (GO): nucleus
Molecular function (GO): transcription cis-regulatory region binding; zinc ion binding; DNA-binding transcription factor activity, RNA polymerase II-specific
Source: RefSeq, a predicted model, not a curated record